AUGCCUGGUGUUCCUAAGGAUGCUCUUGACAACUUGAAGGCCAAGCUCAAGAAGAUCUUCAGCAAGAGCAAGAAGCCCAAGGCUGAGAAGAAGCCUGCCGAGGCUGACGCUUCGAAGACCGACGCUGCGGCUCCUGCUGCCGCCGCCGAAGCUCCCAAGGCCGACCAGCCCGCCGAGGCACCUGCUGCUCCUGCACAGACUGCUGCUACUACUGAGGCCCCGAAGGUAGAAGCUCCCGCCGAGGCCGCUGCCCCGGCUGCGCCCGCUGCUCCUGCAGCCGAAGCCCCCGCUGAGACCAAGGAGGAAGCCAAGCCUGCCCCCGCUGCCUAA
Daldinia decipiens is the source of this 330-nucleotide messenger RNA. RefSeq lists its product as uncharacterized. Lineage: Eukaryota; Fungi; Ascomycota; Sordariomycetes; Xylariales; Hypoxylaceae. The transcript has 4 exons. The coding region runs from base 1 to 330 and encodes 109 amino acids. The record is from RefSeq and is a predicted model, not a curated record.